UGGAACACUGGAACACGUAAUUUCACCAGUAGACGCUUCAACCAUCCGUCCGUCUUGAGAGCAAGAACAUCUAGGGCUACCAACCUAACCCUGUUUCUCUUUCUCAUUUGGAAACCAGAGGAGUUUCAUAUAAGCUAGAGACCGAGGAAGGAGGACAAGUAUAUAUUUAUGAUGCUUCUUUUAGCUGAAUCUGAAUAUUUGCCAUUGCCAAAAUUUGUACAAGAUGUCUAUGAGAAGACCAAUCCCUUCUUACAACUUGCGCAGCUUCCUUCGGCUAAUUACUCGCUAUAGAUCUCAGAUCGGAGCCUUCUCUUCCGACCACCUUCCAGAUAUCUCGACGCGCAAUCAUUUACAUGGUGCUCCCAUCAAUCAUGGAUUGAAGUUUCUUUCUGUUAGUCAUAGUCGACUCCAUACUAGUCCAGACACAAAAAUGGUGGUGAAGGAUAACGUCGACGAUGUCAAACCGCCGGUGCCACCUCCUUCUUCUAGAACCAGUUUUUCAUCUUGGGCAAAGUGGGUCUUGGGUUCGAUAUUAUCUCUAUUUCUACCAUUCUGGAAACACAAAUGGGAGAAUUUGCUAAGAUUGGAAGAUGAGGUGGAAAUGGUUGCCGAGAGGGUUGAAAACGUCGCGCGGGCUGUAGAAAAGGUUGCCAGUGUGGCGGAGAAAGUUUCUGCAGAGGUGGCCGAUAUAAUCCCCCACGAUGGAAAGCUUAAGGAAGCAGCUUUGUUGGUAGAACGUGUGUCCAAGGAAACAGCUAAGGAUGCUCAAUUAGCGCAGGACAUCGUUCACCAGGCCGACGAAUUGAAGCAGGAGUUGGAUACUAUCAUUGAGCCCUUUGUCCAUAAGGGAGGAGCCAAGGGCGUAGACGAAGAUGGUGGACAUAUAAGUAGUUGAUCAUGGCAUCUUAUUUUUUAAUUAUUAUUAUUAUUAUAUUUCUUCUUCUCUCUGUUGGCGGCUGAAAGCCAUGAUACACAAUACCAACAUGUAGUUUCCCUCGUUUGAUUAAAAAGUUAAAAUCGUUUGCUCA
This is a messenger RNA of Nelumbo nucifera (sacred lotus), 1028 nucleotides long. RefSeq lists its product as uncharacterized. The record is from RefSeq and is a predicted model, not a curated record. NCBI's taxonomy places the organism in Eukaryota, Viridiplantae, Streptophyta, Magnoliopsida, Proteales, Nelumbonaceae.